AGAGUGCAUCGCGUUACUCAAACAACGAUCGUGGGGCGAACACGAGGAGAAGGUGCAUUUCGAAAGCGGUGUCAUGUGCGGGAUUGGCGUCUACAACUUGAUUAUCUCAUCGCUUCCGCAAAAAGUUUUGAAUCUCUUGGAAUUCAUCGGAUUCCACGGUGAUGAAACCACUGGGGAACAACUAUUAGUCCAACAGACGGAGAAGUUCGAAGGCUUCAUGUCGCUUUUCAGCUGCAUUGCUCUUCUAGUGCAUCAGAGCUACCUCCAUUAUAUUUUCGGAAAUGGCGACUGUAAUCUCGAGAUGGUCGACAAAGUUGUCCAGCAGUUCAUCGGUAAAUUCCCGAAUGGAGCCAUCGGUCUCUACUUCCAAGGUCGAGCGCAUCAGAUUCACGGUCGCAUCGAACGCGCUCUGGAACAAUUCGAAGAAGCAAACAAGGUGAUGGACGACUUCAUCCCCUUUGACGCGUUCUUCAACUGGGAUCACGCCUACCUAUAUUGCGUGCUGGGUCGUUGGGACGAUGCUCUGAGGGUUCUGGACGAUCUGCAUCGGAAAUGCAGCUGGUCGGAGGCGACGUCGUUUUACUUGAAGGGAGUCUGUACCUACAUGAAAGAGAUCGAGGGCAACAUCAACAAUAACGCCUCCGGCUCACUAGAAGGUGUUCACGACUUGAUGUCCAAAGUUGCACCUUCCUGCAAAAGAAUAGCCGGCCGUACAAUUCCGCUCGAAGUAUUCUGCUCGAUGAAAGCUCGCACUUUCCUGGAGCGCGGUCGACUCACGCUUCCCCACUAUGAACUGAUGUACCUGUGGGGCUUCUUCAACAUGUUCUCGAAGAACAAUGACACACUGUCGAAAGUGAAGGCAGAAAUCGAGACUGAGGUGGCUCGUAUCAGGGCUUCGUACGAGAACGACGCUGCCUAUCUCCCAGAUUGGUGUCUCGUCAGGUUCUUGCAAGGCGUUAUUCUCCGGUACGAGAAAAAGCUCGGCGCCGCUGAGGCAGCUUUCAGAGAAGUCAUCAUGCACGGUCCGGAGUUGGGAGACGAGAUUCACGUGUCUGCUUUCUCCUCUUUGGAGAUGGGCUUACUGUACAUAGACGACGACAAUCUGGCAGAAGCGAAGGAGCAAAUCAAGAUCACGAGACAAUACAGAGGAUUCCCGCUCAGCAUACCUCUGUCUUUCAAAGUUCACUCAGCGUAUAAGCAAGUUAAGCGACUGCUAGAAGAAGACCCGUGCGACCAGGAAGACAACUGUUGAAGUCCUGGUGCUGCCCGCAGCAACCAAUCGCCAUGUUCAAUCAUAUUCUCAAUGAGACGGCUAGCUAAUCGAUUAAUCAAACAUCAUCAUACCUCGAAAAGAUGGAGAGUUGAUAUUGAUGCAUGUCAAUUACGUGUCCAUGAGUAAACUUGAGC
Galendromus occidentalis (western predatory mite) is the source of this 1407-nucleotide messenger RNA. Its product is annotated as tetratricopeptide repeat protein 39A. Gene Ontology annotation, molecular function: protein binding. NCBI's taxonomy places the organism in Eukaryota, Metazoa, Arthropoda, Arachnida, Mesostigmata, Phytoseiidae. The transcript has 7 exons. The annotation marks the transcript as partial. The record is from RefSeq and is a predicted model, not a curated record.